AUGGAAUCAGCAGAUUCUGAAAUCAGCUUACUCUUGGAUCCUGUGACUUGCAGUAUAUGUUUUGAUGAUGAUUUUAAAGCUGAGGAGAUGUAUUAUGUUGCUUUAUGCAAUCAUCGUUUCUGUAUGGAAUGCAUGAAACGAUACAUUGAAGUGAGCCUACUCAUGGGAACUAUACCGACUUGUCCUUAUUAUCAAUGUGAGUCUAAGCUGACUCUCAGAAGUUGUGUCCAUCUUUUGACACCUAAACUAAAAGUUUUGUGGGAACAAAGGACUUUAGAGGAAUUGGUUCCAUUAACAGAGAGAAUCUACUGUCCAAACCCGAGGUGUUCGGCUUUAAUGUCGAAAACCGAGGUCUCUAAAUCUACCGAAGAAGAGAAAUCUAUGAAAUGCUUCAAAUGCGGGGAGCUAUUUUGCAUUAACUGCAAAGUUCCAUGGCAUAGUAACUUGUCGUGUGCUGAUUACAAGAGAGUAUCUACCAAUCCUACAUCAGAAGAUAUGAUGCUAACAGUUCUAGCAAGUGAAGAAUUGUGGCGUCAAUGUGAAAGGUGCAAACACAUGAUCGAACUUUCAGAAGGAUGCAUCAAAUUAACUUGCAGAUGUGGAUAUUCAUUUUGCUACACAUGUGGAGCCGAAUGGAAGCAAGGAGGUUGUCCUCAUCGAAAAAGGAUAAUUAGGGAUUGUGGUAUUUGUACUUUUUCCUUAGUUGUUCUUGUCAUUAUAAUAUUUCUUUGUGUUCAUAAUUCAUAAAAGAAUAAAACAAUCGGGCCGGGUUUGUAGAUUGUUCAUGACCAUAAAGGGGGAAA
Capsella rubella is the source of this 803-nucleotide messenger RNA. RefSeq names its product probable E3 ubiquitin-protein ligase RNF217. The record is from RefSeq and is a predicted model, not a curated record. Gene Ontology annotation, cellular component: ubiquitin ligase complex; cytoplasm. The coding region runs from base 1 to 747 and encodes 248 amino acids. Gene Ontology annotation, molecular function: ubiquitin protein ligase activity; ubiquitin conjugating enzyme binding; zinc ion binding. Lineage: Eukaryota; Viridiplantae; Streptophyta; Magnoliopsida; Brassicales; Brassicaceae. The transcript has 2 exons. Gene Ontology annotation, biological process: ubiquitin-dependent protein catabolic process; protein polyubiquitination; positive regulation of proteasomal ubiquitin-dependent protein catabolic process.